UUUACAACAAAAGUUGAAGUUGGUGGAUAUAAUCAUCAUCAUAUAUAUAUAUAUAGGUGGGUAGAAGUGCAAAUUUUCUAGCAAACACUAUAUUUAUUUAUUUUUGUGUGUGUUAGUAUAAUAAUAGGGAUGGGAAGACAACCUUGUUGUGACAAACUUGGAGUGAAAAAAGGUCCAUGGACAGCUGAGGAAGACAAAAAACUCAUAAAUUUUAUUCUUACAAAUGGACAAUGUUGUUGGCGUGCUGUGCCUAAACUUGCUGGUCUUAGGCGUUGCGGUAAGAGUUGUCGUUUAAGAUGGACUAAUUAUCUUCGACCAGACUUAAAAAGAGGACUUCUUAGUGAAGCUGAGGAGAAAUUGGUCAUUGAUCUCCAUGCUCGUCUUGGGAACAGGUGGUCUAAGAUUGCUGCAAGAUUACCCGGAAGGACUGAUAAUGAGAUAAAAAAUCACUGGAACACGCAUAUUAAGAAAAAGCUUCUCAAAAUGGGGAUUGAUCCUGUCACACAUGAACCACUCAAAAAAGAAGAAAAUCCAAUUGAUCAAAUUAUCUCAGAAUCUGAUCAAAAUAAAAAGAAUGAUCAUCAGCUGGUAGUGGUUGUACCGGAGAGUACAAGUGUUACUGCAGCAGCCACUUCUUCGGAAUUAGAAAAUUCAUCUACCUCAUCUUCUUCUGCUUCUUCGUCUGAAAACUCUUGUAAUGAAUCAAAGCUUGUUCUUGACACGUUUAACGAAAAUGAUCCACUCCUCAACAGCCUACUGGAAUCUAAUGAUGCUCCUCCUCUUAUUGAUUCAUCUUGGGAACUUUCAGUAAAAAAUUUCGAUAACAUCAUCAACAAAAACAACAAUAACGUAACAUCAUCGUGGGACGACGAAAAUUUCAAUUGGCUAUUGGAUUGUCAAGACUUUGGGAUCCAUGACUUUGGUUUUGAUAAUUGCUUCAAUGAUGUUGAAUUGGAGGUCUUAAACACUAAAUAUGACAUGGAGAACAAAAAAUGAUUUAUCAAAAUUAGUCAUGAAUGGGAGACAUUAUAACCAAAGAAUAUUAAAUUUAGUUUUUUUUUCCACAAUUACAUGCAUGUUUACAAAGGUAUCAUGUGUUAUAUUUUGUUUGUAUUGUACACAUUUUAUUAGUACUUGUACUUAGAAAAUUCUCGAAGAAUCCAA
This is a messenger RNA of Solanum pennellii, 1164 nucleotides long. Its product is annotated as protein ODORANT1. The record is from RefSeq and is a predicted model, not a curated record. The coding region runs from base 130 to 996 and encodes 288 amino acids. The transcript has 2 exons. Lineage: Eukaryota; Viridiplantae; Streptophyta; Magnoliopsida; Solanales; Solanaceae.